AUGGUCCUGGACAGCAUAGCUCGAGUCAUCAAGUUGCAGCUUCCCGCCUAUCUGAAGAGACUGCCGGUCCCAGACAGUAUCGCCGGCUUUGUCAGGCUCACAGUUUCAGAAUGGCUACGACUACUGCCUUUCUUGGGUGUCCUUGCCCUGCUGGGCUACCUUGCAAUCCGACCAUUCCUACCGAAGAAGAAGCAACAGAAAGACAGUUUGAUUAAUCUGAAAAUCCAAAAGGAGAACCCUAAAGUUGUGAAUGAAAUUGAUAUAGAAGACCUGCAUAUUGCCAAAGUUGCCUACUGCCGAUGCUGGCGCUCUAAAACGUUUCCUGUUUGCGAUGGAUCCCAUAACAAGCACAAUGAACUAACUGGAGACAACGUGGGUCCACUCAUCUUAAAGAAGAAGGAAGUUUAA
Molecule: messenger RNA, 408 nt
Organism: Staurois parvus
Lineage: Eukaryota; Metazoa; Chordata; Amphibia; Anura; Ranidae
Source: the annotation of a GenBank genome assembly